AUGCUGUAUACUUUAGCGGGAGGGGGCACAAUCUGCGGUUUGGCUGCCCUGGUGCUUCUCAUUGUUUCUACGGCAACCGACUUUUGGAUGCAGUAUCGAUACUCAGGUAGCUCAGCCAAUCAGGGGCUUUGGAGGUUCUGCAUCAACCACAAAUGCCAUGCCCACACCAUUACUGUAGCCUUCUGGGACGCCACACGGGCCUUUAUGCUGCUGGCAGUGCUGAGCUGCUUCGCCGGCGUGGUGCUCGGCCUGAGCGCCUUCACUAACGGCACCAAGAACAGGAGGGUCCGUACAGGCGGCAUCGCCCUGGUCCUGUCAGGUUUUCUUGCUCUGCUGGCUUUGGCAAUUUACACCGGAGUGACUGUCACUUUCUUUGGCAAACGCUUCGUGGACUGGCGCUUCUCGUGGUCCUACAUCAUCUGCUGGGUGGCCAUCAUUUUGGCUUUUGCAGCAGGUGUGUUUCAGCUCUGUGCUUACCAGCGGACCACUGCAGAACCGGCUCCUUCAAACAACCCGGAGAGCUGA
Molecule: messenger RNA, 525 nt
Organism: Anoplopoma fimbria (sablefish)
Lineage: Eukaryota; Metazoa; Chordata; Actinopteri; Perciformes; Anoplopomatidae
Gene: lim2.2
Product: lens intrinsic membrane protein 2.2
Exons: 4
Coding region: 1-525 (174 amino acids)
Cellular component (GO): plasma membrane
Molecular function (GO): structural constituent of eye lens
Source: RefSeq, a predicted model, not a curated record